This is a messenger RNA of Sander lucioperca (pikeperch), 4744 nucleotides long. It is a transcript of the gene mideasa, whose product is annotated as mitotic deacetylase associated SANT domain protein a. Lineage: Eukaryota; Metazoa; Chordata; Actinopteri; Perciformes; Percidae. Gene Ontology annotation, molecular function: transcription corepressor activity. Gene Ontology annotation, biological process: negative regulation of DNA-templated transcription; regulation of transcription by RNA polymerase II. The transcript is spliced from 13 exons. Bases 775 to 3993 code for a protein of 1072 amino acids. The record is from RefSeq and is a predicted model, not a curated record. Gene Ontology annotation, cellular component: transcription regulator complex; histone deacetylase complex.
AUAACAGGAUGUGAGUUGAGCUGUUUUGGGGUGAGGCGGUACGUUCUGGGGUGCACAACUUUUUGCGUGUUUGCGCAGUUUCGCAACGUUUAAUACAUUCUGGAUAGACCGACACACAACGUUUAAACCAGCGGGGCUCAGCAGCAACGUGUUCAAAUCAGCGGAAAUACCAGAGCAGGCCGCUGCACGGCACCGUUUCCACACAUUCACCGUCUCAUGCGUGGUUUACUCGUCGGUUGCUGCGGGGAGAAAGUUGUGGACAUUUUUCCCCCUGAAGUGCACGGUUUUACGAUACAGUGUGCAACAUUGUAACUACGUUUACGAGCCUCUCCAGCCUGUCCGGGUUUUUGGAUUAUGUGUUCGUGGGAUUGUAAACUCCACUGUUCGCCAUAUUGUGCGCUGUGAAACUCGAGGGAAAGUUGUCUGAGUUAUGACAUUUGCUGCGCAGAAUCCCUUCAUGGAGCUGCAUGCAGUCGACUUUGAUCGAAACCAAAGUGACUCCAUGGAGCUGGCCAUGGAGAGCUCCGUGCACCAUUGAUAAGGUCCGGCACCAUAAAGAGGAUGAGAAGAAAGGACAGCAAACCUCAGAUUUGAUUUUGGAAGGAGGGUUACAUGCUCCCCACCCUGCACUUUCCUUUGGGAUUUAUAUUUCCUCCCAAAUACCUCUGUAUACACAAUUAGACAAAGAAAGCACACUACAGAGGCAGUAACAUUUUGCACGCUUAGAGAUCAAGAUUGAGAGCUCUUACUCCAACAUUACCUUAUACUAUUACUAUGAGUCUUCCUUCUCAAGUUCAUACUGACAAGAGCGGCAAGCAUCGGGCUGCAGCCAUGAAAGAGCCUGUGCAGCAUUCAGGCGAGGUUUAUUAUGGUAUCGGACCUCCGACUUUAGAGUCAAGCCACAGUGACUCUGCUAGCAGCUCUGGUGUUUACAACCCAGAGAAAGGGCCCCAAAGUCUACCGCACUAUCAGCAGACUGCUCCAGUAAAGUGGAUGCACCAGGACUCUGUACAGGCCCCCGGCUGGUCUCAGGAGGCUCCUGCUUCAGCCUGGGGGCAGAACUUUGGCCCCUAUAUGAGUGGAGCGAAUGUCAGGGGUCACAUGGCGUUCCACAAAGGAGUCCAUGAGGGUGUAGCUCUGCCAAUGGGGGGAGAAAAUCCACUGCCAGGACCUGUUGAGGUUUACAGAGAUGCCACCCAGGCUCAAGCUCAGGGGAGGGGGCUCGAGUGGGAGCACGCUGCGGCUGCAAUGCACCAGGCUCAGCUGCAUGUAUAUCAAAACGCCCAUAAAGGUGUGGAGCUCCAGGGUCAGCCCCAUGUACCUUCUCACACUUUGCAGGGGUCCAUGCUGCAGCCCUUCCAGACAACAUUUAGGCCCAGCAAGCAACAGUUUUCAUCAGGUUAUUACUCUGUUUUUCCAGGCAACAAGGGAAUUCCGAGCCUGGCGUAUGGUGAGCAGCCUAAAACUCAACAACAGCUACUACACCAUAUGCAGCAGCAGCAACAACAAAUGCAUCACAGUCGCCAGCAGCAACAACAACAACAACAGCAGCAGCAGCAGCAGCAGCAGCUGCAGCAGCAGCAGCAUCACCUUCAGUUGCAUCAGCAGCAACAUCUGCAGCAACAGCAGCAUCACCAAAUCCAACAGCAUCAAAUGCAACAGCAACAACAGCUGCAGCAAAUGCAGCAACAGUAUCACCAGCAACAGUUACAGGAGCGACAGCAACAAAUUCAGCAAAUGCAACAACAACAGCAGCAAGUGCAACAACAAAAUGUGCCACAGCAAGAAACAACACAACCACAGGUGCAACCAAACCAGCAACAAACCCAAAACUUUGUGAUUUUUCAGCCUCCUAAGCCUGGUCCACCUGACACAGCACCUAAAGAGGAUGUCCAGUCAGUGGUGCCGCAGCAGGAACCAGAGGCCCAAACCAGUGAUGCAUCACCCGUACCUGAUCCAUGCCCCGAAAAGGUAGCCACAAACCCUGCAGAGCUUUCAGAUGCACUGCUGGCUGCCCCUCGGCGUUCACGUCGCCUUUCCAGGGAGGGACAGUCCCCACUGGGACCCCCUUCGACAAACAUUUGGUCUCAAGCAUCCAAAGAGCCUCCACCAUCCCAUAACGGAGUAGCAGGCACUCAGGCUGUUAAAGGAGGGGAAGUGACAACAGGAGGGGUCAUCCGUAGGAGAAGGAGAGCAUCUAAGGAGAUUAACUUGGAAACUCUGGCUCAGAAGGCUUCAGAAAUGGAGUCCCUGCCUGCUAAAAUGUUCAAGCAGGAAGAUGGUUCUUCAGGCAGACAGGCCAAUAUGGUGCCUCUGGUUAUCCCUGUAUCAGUGCCAGUGCACAGUAGACAAGCAGAUCCUCAGGGUGGCUGGACUCAGGGACGACUCGGCCAGGGUGAGCGGCCUGCAGGACAAUCCGAUCGCAAACCUGUCAUUGUGGCUCGUCGGCGAUCACUCAGAAACUCCAUGACCGAGAGUUUUGGCCAGGAUGGGGAAAACGAUCCCGGGCCGGACGAGGAUGGAAAAUCCAAAUUUAAGUACCGACCUCGUCCCGAGCCUCUCAUCAUCCCUCCGCACAAACCGUCCACCUUCAUCCCUCCAUCCCUCUACUCCAGCAUCUCUUCCUACCAGAGCAACCUGCGCUCUCCGGUCCGCCUGCCGGACAACCCCCUCACACUGCCCCCGUACACGCCUCCACCCAUCCUGUCCCCUGUGCGCGAGGGCUCAGGACUCUACUUCUCCACCUUCCUGACCAACAUCGCCGUAAGCAACCAAAUUCUGCCACCGCCACCUGCGCCCAAAUCUGCGACGCGCAGUCUGUUGCGCUCCACAAGUUCAGAAAUCACACCUCCUGUUCUGUCCUUGAUCACUGAUGCCGCACCUGCUAGCCUUGAACCGCGUAUCAACAUUGGGCAAAAAUACCAGGCAGAAAUUCCCGAGUUUCAGGAUCAACCUUCCUCCCAGUUUGACCUGCACAAGGCUGACUUGGUUUGGAUCCCUAUGGAGGACUCCCACCUCAAACACGGUGACCAAGAGAGCAUGGAGGAUUUGCUGAACAUGGCUUGUUGCAGUGUGCUCAGGGGCGGAGGAACCAACCAGGAGCUGGUUUUACACUGUUUACAUGAAUGUGGAGGUGAUUUCCUUGAAACACUGGGACGUUUGAUGCUUCAGGACCCAGUUUUCCCCAAUGGUCAUCACCUGGCAGGUUAUCACUACUCAGGCUCUGACUGCUGGACUGCAGAAGAGAAGUGCUACUUCAAUAAGGGGAUCUCUGCCUACAGGAAGGACUUCUUCAUGGUGCAGAAAUUGGUGCAGACCAAGACUGUGGCUCAGUGUGUGGAGUUCUACUACACAUACAAGAAACAGGUGAAGAUCGGACGCCACGGGAUUUUAACCUUCGGCCCGCCAGAUUCACCAGGGGAGAAGCCCACAGAGGUUGUGGUGGACAUUAAGAGUUCACAGCAGACAAAAAUGACUCAAGGAGAGAUGGAUGGAGAUGAAAAUAAGGAUGUUUCUUACGAGAGCAGCCAGCGGGCAAGGGUUGCUCAGUCACUACAGGCUCAUGACUAUGCGGGGACAUUGCCGGUGAUGAAAGAGCCACACUCUUUGAAUAAGGAGGCUCACCACCCGCCAGCACCUCACAGGCCUCGGGCUGAGCCUGCAGCAAAGAAGAGCAAAGCUCCAGCGAAGCCCCCACCGGAUCCUGACGCGGUAUUUCCGUGCAAGAAAUGUGGCAGGGUGUUUUAUAAAGUGAAGAGUCGAAGUGCCCACAUGAAGAGUCAUGCGGAGCAGGAGAAGAAGGCUGCAGCGCUGCGUCAGAAAGAGGAGGAGGAGCAGGCAGUAGCUGAAGCUCGGGCCAGGAAGGUAGCGGUGGCGGCUGCUGCGGCGGUGGCGACUAAUCAGGGAGGAAACGGAUUGACAGAGCAGGCAGAGUUCAGCAGCCAUGAAGACUCAUCUGAGAAAGAGGAUGACAAAGAUGAAGACUGGCACUGAGAGACAAAAAAAAAAAAACAGGAGAGAAGAGAAACCAAUGAGAAGAUGGAUUGAUGGGUAAAAAUAGGGUAGAGAUGGAGGUCGAAUCAGAGAAGGAGAGAUGAAAAAAGAUGUCCUGUCCCACGGAGAGCAGAAUAAAGACUUUCUGUUAAACUUCACACUCCUUCCCCGGCUGACGCUGGCUCUUUGUGACUGCUGUCCAUCAGCCGGCCAGUCACACGCCACAUCUUCACACGUUUUGUAUCUUUUUAAUAUUCAGAGGAAGUUUAUUUUUUUGUAAAUGCACUUAUCCUGUAUGCUUCUGCUUUUGCCAAUAUUGCCUUUUUUUAUAUCCUUUAUUUAAUUGAAUAUAUGUCAAAAUAUUAUACAUUUUCAUUGCGUGGAUUUAUGAUAUUUCUUAAGAUAAUCAGGAUGCCUGUUUAGCACUAAAACAUCAAGAUCAAAGCAAUCUUUCACUUUACAUCAUAAUCCCUUUUAAAUAAAGAUAGAGUAAGAGCUUGUAUUUAUCUUCUUCGGAAAAUACUGUGCUGAAUUUUGCAGAUUUCCAUCAGAUUUUUAGGUUGGUUGCACACUUAUUUUACAACUAAGGGAGCUUUUGAAAUAAUUAUGUACAAAAAAACUAUAUGAGAUGGCCAUAUAUUUAUGAUACUGCAUUUUUGCAAUGAUUUUUGGUAAUAUAAAAACUAAUCAUGUCAGCUGCAAUAAGACUUGUGAAUUGAAAAGUUUAUUAAAAUAUCUACUGUUCUGAAAA